Molecule: messenger RNA, 956 nt
Organism: Aricia agestis (brown argus)
Lineage: Eukaryota; Metazoa; Arthropoda; Insecta; Lepidoptera; Lycaenidae
Product: ubiquinone biosynthesis O-methyltransferase, mitochondrial-like
Exons: 6
Coding region: 80-940 (286 amino acids)
Biological process (GO): ubiquinone biosynthetic process
Molecular function (GO): 2-methoxy-6-polyprenyl-1,4-benzoquinol methyltransferase activity
Source: RefSeq, a predicted model, not a curated record
AAUUUUCAGCUGACAGUGUUCGUAUAUUGACUAUCUACAUAACUAUAAAAAAAAUUGAAUAAUUUUGUGUAGUUACAAAAUGAAUAAUACAAUAAUACAAAAACCGUUUGUGAAAAUGUUACUGUCCUCCAACUUAUUCAGGGCGAAUUUGAUCACAAGUGUGCACAAGGCGCUAGGAAACAUUAAUCAAAGUACAGUUGAUGAAGAUGAGAUAAGAAAACAUACACUGAUGUCAAAAGAUUGGUGGGAUGUUAAUGGGAGUAUGAAGGCGCUGCAUAGUCUUAACAAUAUCAGAGUUCCAUUUGUUAGAGAUGGUUUAGUCUAUUAUCCAGAAAAUAAGCGACCUAUAAGACCUCUGGAAGGAAAGUCCAUAUUAGAUGUUGGCUGUGGUGGUGGAAUAUUAUCAGAGCCUCUUGCAAGACUAGGUGCCAGUGUAACGGGAAUUGAUGCUAGUCAAGAGUUGAUAGAUCUUGCCACAGAACAUAGUCAGAAGAAUGCCAAACUUACAACCAAGCCCUCAUACAUUUGUACCUCUAUUGAGGAACAUUCUUGUGACAAUAAGGAAUGCUAUGAUGGUGUGGUGGCAUCAGAAAUCAUUGAACAUGUCAACAACAAGGAGCUAUUUAUCAAGUCCUGCUUAGAUACACUUAAACCUGGGGGAAGGAUUUUCUUCACCACACCAAACAGGACAAGAUUAACACAAGUCUUUGGUAUUUGUGUAGCUGAAUAUGUGAUGAAGCUUGUACCAAAAGGAACACAUGACUAUGAGAAAUUGACAACACCCACUGAACUAACUUUCUUGUUAGAAAGAAAUAACUGUCAUGUGGAAGCGGUAUUCGGGCUUAUGUAUUAUCCUCUGCUCAACCGCUGGGAAUGGUUCAACUCACCCAUUAUGAUGUUUGCACUGCAGGCUGUUAAAUGUGAAGAGAAAGCAGAAUAAAUUAUUUAUUUAUCUA